CGUCGAGAAGGCAAAAGCAAAACAGACGCGACGCGGAGUUGCCGAGAACGACCCGUCGACCCCCAUCGGCAGAUUCGCCACCACGGCACCACCAGCACUGACGGCUAUAUAGACGAGACCCUCCUCGAAGCCGACGGCGAUGAAGAAGACAAGUUCCCCGCUCCUCCAACAUCGUAGCCCUCUCCUGAUCCUCCUCUUCCUCACAGCAGUGACAGCAGCAGCCAUGGCGGCCGAGCCGGAGCAGAACGCGGCGGCGCAGGAGGCGGCCGUGCACAUCGUGUACGUGGACCGCCCCGAGGGCGCCGACCCGGAGGAGUUCCACCUCCGCAUCCUCAACCCCGUCCUUGGCAGCGAGCAGAAGGCCAAGGACGCGGUGCUCUACCACUACAGGCACGCCGCCAGCGGGUUCUCAGCGAAGCUAACUCCCCAGCAGGUCGAGGAGCUCAAGAAGCAACCAGGCGUUCUUCAGGUUGUGCCAAGCCAGACAUACCAGCUCCAUGGACCUGGGUCCGGCACUCACCAGGGCACGACGCGGACCUUGGGCCUUAUGUGAAGGUGAAGCUGAAGAAGACUGUGUUUAGUAGUAUGGCAGCUGUGUCUGAUGAACGAAUGUGUAGUACAUGAAUAAGAGAUGUAUCGCCUGUACCUACUUGUACACAGGUUCAGGCCUGUUCUGAAGUGUGUAAUGAUGCGUGCAUGUUUGCUUAAUACAAUGGUAGACAACUAUAUUAUCCAGAUUCAAAAAGCCUUGUAUGAAUCAUCAAGAGCUACCAUACUUU
Setaria italica (foxtail millet) is the source of this 779-nucleotide messenger RNA. Its product is annotated as subtilisin-like protease SBT3.11. NCBI's taxonomy places the organism in Eukaryota, Viridiplantae, Streptophyta, Magnoliopsida, Poales, Poaceae. The coding region runs from base 140 to 553 and encodes 137 amino acids. The transcript has 3 exons. The record is from RefSeq and is a predicted model, not a curated record.